AUGUGUGCGUACGCUGCGUAUAUACGUUGCGAUCGCACGCGUGUAAUGGUGCGAUGCGUCAAGGACGACGGAGGAACACAUGCCGAGAAAGAUGAAGAAUGUGCACUGAAAGGAAAAAGUCAAGCUUUUCUUCUUUUUUGUCACUCUGUAUCGUUUGAACAGCAUCUCACAAUCAAACAACGUGAUCGUUCAAAACCCAUGGACCCUAUAUACUUUUGUCAUGAAUUCGAUACGUUUUUUCAAAAAGAACAUGAUAUGAGACAGGUAUUGAAGGAAAAAGAUUGA
Messenger RNA from Cylicocyclus nassatus, 285 nucleotides. The record is from the annotation of a GenBank genome assembly. Lineage: Eukaryota; Metazoa; Nematoda; Chromadorea; Rhabditida; Strongylidae.